CCAGCCAGGUCAGGGGGUGUCCUGGGAGGGGCCAGCCUGGGGAGAACAGCAUCAGUGUCAGCCCUGGGGGCCGAAGCCUCACCGUCCCACCCGUGCAUGGUUCUGAGCAUCAAGGACCUCAUUCCACCUGAGCCAGCUGGUACGAGACCUGACUCACGGAGGGCAGCAAAAACACACUCAAGAAAGCAGGGAGCGCCCGUGAAGGGCUUGGACGGGUGAACAGGAGCUCACCAGGCUGGCCAAGCAGACGCACGGACCCCGACCACGUGGUGCACGGCAGGAAGGAGGUCAGUAGACGUCAUCCUGGGGGAGCAGGCCCACCUCCCCCCUUCAUCCCGGCUCCCCUCGGCACGCAAGGGACCCUAGAAUGAUCUCCUGUCAGGGAGGCGGCUCUUUUCCCCAUCCUCUUAGGUUCAGUUUUGGAGGCCUGCAAAUUAAACUGGCAAGAGACAGGUUAUGGAGAGAACAGACAUAUUCCUGUGCAUAUAUGGUUGGGAGUUUAUGGAAAAACAUGAUCAGAGGAAGAAUUAGAAUAUGGGGUGCUGCCUUAGGGGGACACGACGAGGGAGGGGAGGGGGGAAGGGCGCUGGCAGGGGAAAGGCCUCCCGGGCCCUUGGGAGGAGGCGGGCUGUGAGCGCUUCGCAUGUGUCUGCUCAGGGGCAGGGUGCAGCCCCAAGUCCCCGCAGAGACCGUCUUCAAAGCCUGGUGACUCCUAGGAGGGGAUCUAUGAGAACCGGAUUCUUCAGAGUUCUCGGGGGAGUCUCUGCUUUCAGGCAGGUAAGAGAUUUGGGAACUCAAACGCCUUCGGUCAACACAGCUUCUCUGCUGCAGAGGCCUAUCGGGGACUCUACGCAGCGUUCCCCAGAGCCUCCACCCAGCUCGCGGGUGUUCGCUGAAGACAGGGCCCACAGAGGCUCAAGCUUCCUCGGGUCACCUCCUUCCUGAAGGUCCCAUGCCAGCGAGAGUGGCCUCUCUGCUGCGGACAAGGCUGCUUGGUGCAGAGGUGGGGGCACCUCGGGCAGGGGCCCUCCAGGGUGGCUGAGCCCCCGUGCAAGCUGAUCCCCAAGAGAGCCGCUCGGGCGUGUCCCCGAAGGGCCCUGUGUCUGGGGGUCUGGUCGUCGCGAUGCCUGGGAAUGCCCUGAACCCCACAGCCCCCCACCCCCACAGGUCACACCUGGCUCCGUCAGCACGCUGGGUGCAGGUGAGGCGGGGAGCGGAAGGGCCCGUCUACGCGGACGAGAAGGGAGACGAAGGCCUGCAGGCCACCCGGGGCCCGCUUCCACUUCCUGGGCCCAGUUCAGCCACCCCGCAGAGCCCGGGUGACCUCAGCGGCAGCAGGGAGCGGGUCUCUGCCCCGGGCCGUCCAGGCUCCCGCGGGAAGUGGCUCUCGGGGACCGCCUCUAGCCUAACACAUGAGCCAAGGCCACUGGGCCCGGUGACGCCAAAGCCGGGGACGCAGUCAGCGCUGGGCACGCAGAGGUCAGUCGAAGCCCCAGGAUGGCCCGCCGGGGCCCUGGACACGGAUGCCCUCCACACCAGCUGGCCCCGGGGGGCGGCCCAUUUCCAGCAGCACGAGGCAGAGCUGUGAACCUCCCUGCCCCCCACAUCUCAGGCCCACACUCACCUGCUGUGAGCCCCUUCCCCAGGGAGCAGAGAGCCCCACAAUCCAACCUCAGCCUCACUCUGAGUUUCCUGAACAAGGACUCGAGUUUCCAACACGAAACAGGAGCUCCGUCUCCAGUGGGAUUGCCAAGGCCGAGGCCGCCAGCCUAGAACUCACUGGCCGCCCAGGCCCCAGACUGGCUGGGCCAAGGGAAACGGGGCUUCACUUUCUCCAGGCCCCCCAGCUGCACUGCCGGCUCACGGGCCCAGGGCAGCUUCCCCCCAACCACCGACCCUCAACUCCAGCUUCACGAAAGGGGUGCAUCUGAGCUGUGUCCCCUGGAGGCCUUCACUGGUCAAACCCAGGGACGCUGACCAGGAGAGGCCCCCGGGGAACCCCGAAGAGGCCACGGCCCAAGGGUGGAAGAGGAAGGCAGCCCCAAGCCCCUGGGGGCCCCAGGAACAGGGGCCCAGAGGAUGGCCCCCAACCCAGGCAGGUGUCUCCAGGGCCUCGGGCUUGCGCAGAAGGAGAAGGCCGAGAGAACCGGGUGACGAGAGGGCAGGGGAGCCUGUGGCGGGGGGGACUCUGGGGGGUCGGGGGGCACCCCGGGGGGGUCGGGAGGGGCCGGGGAGGCGAGGUCCAGCCUGACCCUUGUCUGAGAGCAGCCUUCGGGUUUGCACGCUGAGCUUUACCUCAUGCGUCUUCGGCAGAGGGGAGAGAUGGUCAGAUCGGGGUGAGGACAGAGGGACCUCCAGCAGGAGGGGGUGACCCGGACCCUGCUGCUGCUGGGGGCAGGGGGGAGCCGGCCGUGCAUGGAGGUGGCCGUGGGCGUGGAGACGGACGGCAGGACAGCGGCAGGCCCCCGAGGCCCGCUCCCUGAGGGAGCCUGGACAGUCCAGGGCAGAGAUCGCCUUGCUCUCUCACCUGUGGAAGUGGAGGUUGGGCGCAGAACGGGCUUAGAGCAGGAACCUUCUGCCCUCCUUUGAAAACAUUCUUAAUUUAAAUGAAGAGGAGCGCUGAGUAACAGGCAAUGGAAGCUGCUGUUAGGGGCAAGUUUGGGAUGGUCUCCAGGCCAGUGACCUGCAGGCACAGGGGACCUUCCAGAGCCUGGGGGGUGGCCAGGGCCACACUCCCGUGGGCGGGCACCAGCCGGCCAGGACAGCAGGGUCGCCCGUCUCAGCCUCCAGCCUGCGGCCCAGCCGGCGUUUGGUUGGCUGGGAUUUUAUUGCCCAGUUGUUGUAAAGGUUUCUGUUCCUCCCUUGCUCCUGCAAAAUUGAUGGUCUCGCCCUCCAGACAGGCUUCAGGCAGAGGGAUGCGUCUGGGGGCGGGGGGCGGAGGCGGCUCUGUGGCUGCCUGUUUGUCUCCCCAAGGAGAAGUCGCAGGAGUUUGGCUGCGAUAACAGAGGCGGGAGAUACGGGGAACACAGGAGCUGUGUGCUCCUAACGCACGCGCCCGGCUUCCCUGGCGGCUCAGAUGGUAAAGAAUCUGCCUGCAGUGCAGGAGACCUGGGUUCGAUCCCUGGGUCAGGAAGAACCCCUGCAGGAGGGCAUGGCUACCCACUCCAGUAUUCUUGCCUGGAGAAUCCCAUAGACAGAGGAGCCCGCGGGCUACAGUCCAUGGGGUCACAAAGAGUCAGACACGACUGAGCGACUAACAGUUACUUUGGGACUGCAGCCUCUCCACUGCACCCAGCGCUGCCCCUUUUCAGAGGGGCACCCCCUCCCCCUCCCUCAAAGCCAGAUGCUGACUCUCCUCCAGCCAAGCCCCGGGGUACCCUGGCAUCAUGACUGCAGCCCCAUCUCUUCCCCACUUCCCCCCAGCCAUAGCUACUGACCGCAGCCUCCGUCCUGCCUCCACCCCGCUCCACCAGUGGGCCCGGCCCAGCAGAGCCCCCUGGGAGGUGGAUGCCCAGCAGAUGGAUGCAGCGCUCAGCCCGGCUCCAGGGACACGGCUGCCAAGUCAGCCCCCAUCACCCUGGCUUGGCUCGUGGCCACGUGCUAAGCCGAAACCUCUACGCCAGAGGUGGGGGCUCCUCUUUUAUCCCCACUUGACGGACAAGGACACCGCAGCCAGAAAGCCCAGGGACGUGCCUGCGGUCAGGCGGCCAGAGGUGAAACGCACAUCCCUCUCUCUGAACACACACAAAGAGCCCGCACAGCCCCCCCGGGUCCAUUUAGCUCAGGGCAGAAGGCAGACAGGGAGACCUGGGUGCUGGCUCAACUCAGAGACAGACAGAACCCAUCCUGCAUAUCAGACACGGGCUCCUGUCUAGGAGAAGAGCCAGGCGCGUGAGGAAACUGGCCUCAGGAUAGUGCCCCCAGGGCGCUCACGGAAAAGGCCAGGGCUGGGACCUGGCUGAGCCCCUAUGGCCACUCGAGGGCCCGGGGACCAGGAGGAGUGAGUGUAUGACCUAUGACCCCUCGGGGGCCCGCUGACCGGGAGGACGCCGUGGAGUGAGCCCGUGUCCCCCUGAGGGCCCAGUGACAGGGAGGACCCCAUGGAGUGAGCGCAUGACCCCGGCUGCAGCCACACGCGCUGGGAAGCCGGCUGCCUGCAUCUCCCCAGCAGGAUGCUGAAUGCUGGCACGUGAUCCUCAGGUGACCGGGACACUGUCUGAGUCCUGUCAACGUGAGGAUGUGAGGGGAAGCUCUGGCCGCAGCCCCUGCGCUUCUGAGAGCCGUCCAGGAGGCCUGGGGUGCUGGCGGUACCGGCCAGCAGGGUGCCCCGCCAUGAACACCCCAGAUGCCCACCAGGCAGAGUGCAGGGGCCCGCGAGGAGGCAGGCAGCAGGUCACAGGGCGCCCAGGGCUGCGGCGUGUCUGCGGUCAGACCCCAGGGCCUUCUGGAGGGUGAGCCCGGCAAGGGACGUCAUCCCUCACUGAGCUCUGGAAGGUUCUUCCCCCACGUGCACGCACCUGUCCACGCAGGUAUCGAGACGCAACCCCCUGCCCCGGCCGCAGACCAGCAGACAGAGCCGCGGCUGACGCCUCCCUCCUCUGGGCCUCAGGGUCCCCUGCGGCGCCCAGCAGGCCUCACGGGGCCCCAGGCAGGACCGCAAGGGCCGGGCCUCCAGCCGUGAGGACCGCAGAGUGGGGAGGGAAGGGCCCGUCACAGCAGCGGCCCAGGGGCAGGGAGCUCGGGCAGGCCUCACAGAAUCCUAUCGAUGCCCCACCAGAUGGACACUGACACCAGAAAUGAGCAGAAAUGCUUGAUGAGAGAGUACUGUGGAGAACCAGGGUGAGCUUCCUGGAGGAGGCCACACCCAAGCUGGUCCCAACCCCACGUGACUCAGGACGGGGCUUCUUUCUCUAAUCCAGGGGUUCUCAGCCGGGAGCAUUUUGUCCCCCCCCCCGCCCCGCGCACCCAGGGAACAUCUGGCAAUGGCUGGAGACAUUUGUGGCUAUCAUAGCUGGGGUGGAAAAAAAAAAAACCACCAGUGUGAGCCGCCUGGAGCUGCCAGAGCUCAGAUGACAGGCUGGGGUUGGGCAGCCCUGGAGGGCCUCCUAGAGGAGGUGCAGGCCGAGGUGCUCAGCCAGAGACGGAGGUUCGUGGCCUGGGAGUUCUGAGUCCAGGGUCCCCUAAGCCUGGUCCACCCUGGGGGCUCCUGACGUCUCCAGGUGCCAGACCUUGGGUGGGGCACUCACACCUGUCAGGCCCUUAGAUCCUUCCAGUAACCCGAGGAGGCCAGUGCUGCUAAGAUCCCAUUUCACAGAAGGGGAGACUGAGGCUCAGAGCUAUGGGAGGCCUGCUCAGGGCCCUGGAGGUCACAGGUGGUGUAGCUGGGAGUCACACCCAGGCCGCUCCACCUGGAAAGCAGGUGCCCUCUCGGGGCCCCCAGGCCUGGCACCAACUCCCCUUGGCCAACACAAGCAGCACGUGUGGAGAGCCCUGCGCCAGCCAAGCCUUAGGCUGGGGCCCUGUCCCCGGCUCUCCCAAGAGACAAGACUUCUGUUUGUGGAAUGGCGGAAGACUCAAGGUCAGACUGUGGGGUCCACGUGCCGAACCCAGCAGAGUCCAAAGGAGCAAGAAGCUCAGGAGGGCUUCCUGGAGGAGAGGGUAUGGUCGGGAAUGGCCUCAGAGUGCUCCCUGUGGAAGCCCCCAGCCCAAGUGGCUGAGGCCACUUGGGGAUAAUGCAGUCGGGGUCUACCCCAGGCUGCACUCACAUCAGGCCAGGAGCCCCAGUGCAGGCUGGAGGCCUGCCACCCCAGACGGCCCUGCCCCUCCCACCGAGCUGCAGACAGCUGCGUCCCGAUGCCUCAGGCCAGGCACAGCGAGCCUUCACCAUCCUGGCGCACCCCCUGGCCCACGGCGAGGCCCCUCUGUUGGUGCGUGGUUCUCGGGCUCCCAGGGUGCCUGUGUUUCCCGUGGGGGGACAAGACCUUCAAGGGACCUCCGAGGAGGGUUUCUGAUUAACCAUUUGGCAUCCUGUGUCGCCCAGGGGCAAGCCAGCCCUGGUGCCCACCCAGGCAGAGAGGCGCCUCACCACCAGUGCCGUGGAGAGGUUUCGGGGUGCCCGCUCCCAAGAUCAGGAGCUUCAGUAAAUACUCCAGCGUCUGCCACUUCAGCUGCGCCCCCACCCAGAGGACAGUCCGCUUCUUGUACCUCUGUACCCCCGCCAGCUUCCCGCAAAGAGCUAACGCAGCAAUCGUGUCUGUCACCCUGCAGCCAGUCCUUGACGUUCGUUGUCUCGUCCCCCCGCCCCGCCCCAGGACCGAGGAUGCACAGGGCAGCUCCUUCUGGGGGCUGACCAGGCACCAGGGCCCGCCCGACUGACCCCUGCCUGGCGCUCCCACCUCGGCCCAGGCCCGCGGCAAGUCCAGCAGGGAGGCUCGGCCCGACGAGCCGACAGCCCGCUGCCAAAGGCUUGGCCGGCAGCGGGAGGGGGCAGAGAGCUACCCGCUCAGAGAGCGCCAGCGGCUACUUUCCAUGGAAAAAAUGUCUUCAGACCCCCAGAGGCCGCAAGGCCCCAGCCCAUGAGUCAAGGCUCUGCUGCACCACGGCUGAACCGCGUCCCAGACAGACGGCCCCGCCCCCGCCCCCCACCCCGUCCUGAGCCAGGCCUU
Molecule: messenger RNA, 6665 nt
Organism: Cervus elaphus (red deer)
Lineage: Eukaryota; Metazoa; Chordata; Mammalia; Artiodactyla; Cervidae
Product: synapsin-1-like
Exons: 2
Coding region: 5339-6349 (336 amino acids)
Source: RefSeq, a predicted model, not a curated record